Lasiodiplodia theobromae is the source of this 2676-nucleotide messenger RNA. RefSeq names its product Shikimate kinase. The record is from RefSeq and is a predicted model, not a curated record. Gene Ontology annotation, biological process: chorismate biosynthetic process. Gene Ontology annotation, molecular function: shikimate 3-dehydrogenase (NADP+) activity; 3-phosphoshikimate 1-carboxyvinyltransferase activity; 3-dehydroquinate dehydratase activity. The coding region runs from base 1 to 2676 and encodes 891 amino acids. The transcript has a single exon. NCBI's taxonomy places the organism in Eukaryota, Fungi, Ascomycota, Dothideomycetes, Botryosphaeriales, Botryosphaeriaceae.
AUGGCCGCCGACGGCCCAAUUGCCGCCGCGCCCAGACAGUAUUAUUCGCCGCCCUUUGCCGACUCCCAAAGAGACCAUGCCUACUCCUUCGACCGCUACGAAUCCCCCAAGUCGCGCCCGGCAAGCGUCCCGCCAACGCCUGUCUCGGCCCAGUCACUUGCCGCAGCUCCGCGCCGCUUCGCUCCUGAUGCCUCGAUCGUGCUCAUUGGCGUUCGCGGCACCGGCAAGUCCACGCUGGCCGUCAUUGCUUCCGCCGGCAUCCAGCGACGCGUCGUCGACACCGAGCACGCUUUCCAGGAAGCCACCGGCCAGUGCAGCUCCAGCUACAGAAAGACCCAAGGCGCCGCCGCCCACAACCAGCGCCAGCUGGAAGUUCUCAGGACUGUGCUCACCAACUAUGACAAGGACUGUAUCUUGGUUUGCGGCACCAAUUCCAUAGAGCGUGGCGCCCAGCUUUUGUUGCAAGAGUACAGCAAGACACAUCCCGUCAUUCACAUCGUGCGCGAUGCCCGCAGUAUCAGGGACUAUCUCAAGGUGUGGGAUGAGCACAAGGUGGAAAAUCUUCUGCGUGCUUCGAGCACCAUCUUUCGCGCCUGUUCCAACUACGAAUUCUACAACUACACAGAGAAGCAGCAGGUUCUUCAUCCAGAUACCCCCGAACACACCCUUGACGACGUUUCCUCCCGUUCUUCCCCAAGUGGCGCUCGCUCGUCUCAGGAGCCUCUCUCAGGACAGAGAUCGCCGGCCUCGUUCCUCACUUUGAAAAGAGCCGAGAGGCAUUUUCUGAAGUUUGUCACCCUCAUAAUGGCUCGAGGGAGUCUCCAGUCUCUAGAAUCCGCCUACCCUCUUUCCCACGUACCGACAACAGCUCGUUCAUACACUUAUGCUGUGUCGGUACCUCUUCCAGCCAUCCUGUCAGGAUCUCUGGACAUGGAAGAGCUGGAGGUGGGCGCCGAUGCUUUCGAGAUCAAAGUCGCUGACCACGACGGUUUGGCUCAUCCUGCUGGCCCCGCACGCCUGGACCAAAUCAGUCAGGCAUUCUCUACAGUUCGUAGAACCACGGUUGUGCCAAUCAUCUACCACGUGAUGAGAGUAACCUCCAAGGCCAACGCAGAACUCCCCGAGGAGGACUACUUUGAGAUUGUCCGCCAUGGCCUUCGCUUUGCCCCUGAAUUUGCGACGGUUGACCUAGAGGCCGAUGAAAAGCUAAUCACUCAGACAAUCCAGUCGAAGGGCGCAACGAAAAUAAUUGGGGAUUUCCAUAAAAACUUGUCUACCGGAUGGAAUGACGAAAAAUGGGUGGAAAUGUACGAAAAGGGCAGAAGACUAGGUUGCGACCUCAUCCGCUUCACCCGUCCUGCCGGACGCUCAGAAGACGCCUUUUCCGUUCAUCAAAUGAGAAGCAGAGUAGAGGCCUUGGACGGCCCACACAUUCCGCUUCUUGCGUUCAGUAUCGGCGACCGCGGCCGCACCUCUGCAUGCUUCAACAAAACUCUAACCGCCGUCACGCACCCAGCUCUUCAAGACUUUGCUCGGGAAAGACACAUUGAUGCACCACACUACCCCACCAUCACCUCGGCCGAGGCAACGCGAGCACUCUACGCAUCUUUUGUUUUCGACCCGUUACGAAUCUAUGUCAUCGGAGCGAAGGUCAACUACAGCCUGUCGCCGGCAAUGCACACGGCCGGCUUUAAAGCUUUGGGCCUGCCACAUACGUACGGUAUUCACCAGACGUCAUCGCUGAAUAAUGCGCACUCAAUACUUUCGGAUCCAAAUUUUGGCGGCUCUUCUGUCGGACAACCCUACAAGAUUGAAAUCAUCGCGCUCACUCAUUCACUGAGUCGGCAUGCACGUGCAAUAGGAGCUGUCAAUACGUUGAUACCUGUUCGUAAUUUAAAACCAGACGGCAGCAUUCCUGAAGACAUCGACCUGUUGCGCGAACGGAGUCAGAUUGGGCCGGUGAAGGCUUUGUACGGGGAGAAUACGGACUGGAUUGGAAUCAGGGCGUGCAUCAGACGAGGCCUGUCUCCAGCGAAUGCGGUGGGUCCGCGAACGACGGCUCUCGUUGUAGGAGCAGGAGGAAUGGCGCGGGCAACUGUUUACGCGCUUCUGCAGCUUGGAGUGCGGAACAUCUUCAUCCAUAACCGGACGCUGGCGAACGCGGAGAAGCUCGUCACGCACUUCAGACGGGUGCUGUCAAGCAGCGGGACCAGCUCUCCGCCUCUUCUAUCCGCGCGUGAGAAUGCACCGCAGACUCACUUUACCAUCAUCAAAUCACGCGAAGAUGCAUGGCCCGAGUUGUUCCGGCAGCCGACGAUUAUCGUGUCGUGCAUUCCUACAAACUCAGUCAAUGAUAGCCCUGCACCCGACUUCACGCUCCCCCUGCAGUGGUUCAGGAGCCCGACGGGAGGAGUUGUAGUAGAGCUAGCAUAUAGAAACCUCGACUCACCGUUGCUGCGGCAGAUCCGGGCGGAGAGCCACCGGGGAUGGGUGGCGAUGGACGGCCUUGACCUUCUCCCGGAGCAGGGGUUUGCGCAGUUUGAGCUUUUCACGGGAAGACGAGCACCUCGGCGAAUCAUGAGGAUAGAGGUGCUCAGGGCUUACAGGGACGAGAAGGGAGAGACGGAUCCAACGGUGCAGGCCCGGCUGGAGGCGAUCAACGACUGGGAGCCGUGA